This is a messenger RNA of Anarrhichthys ocellatus (wolf-eel), 727 nucleotides long. It is a transcript of the gene hmgn1a, whose product is annotated as high mobility group nucleosome binding domain 1a. The transcript is spliced from 6 exons. Gene Ontology annotation, cellular component: nucleus; chromatin. Lineage: Eukaryota; Metazoa; Chordata; Actinopteri; Perciformes; Anarhichadidae. Bases 185 to 511 code for a protein of 108 amino acids. Gene Ontology annotation, molecular function: nucleosomal DNA binding. The record is from RefSeq and is a predicted model, not a curated record.
UGAUCCAAUCCGGUUUGAGCUAGUUCUAGUACUGGUCGGACGUUAAUGUGGAGUUACAGACGACUCUGAAGGUGUAUGCUGAGGUGUAUACAGCUGACCCACAUUUCAUUUAGUUUCCCAAACGGUGAAAAGGCUGCGUUGUUCUUUUUUAUUUAUAUACAUCUGUCCUACAACCUCAGCAACAAUGGGAAGGAAAACUAAAACUACCAGCUCCGAAGCAAGCGACGAGCAGCCACAGAGAAAAUCUUUACGGUUGUCAGGGAAGGCACAGCCAGAAGCUUUGCCAGAAAAGAAAAAGGUGGCUCCCAAGAUCAAAAAAGCAGCCAAACCAGCAGCAAAGGCCAAGGCUGCCGAGGAGAAGAAAGACGAACCCGAGGUUGAGAAAGAAGAGACUCCUGCAGAAAACGGCGAGGGAAAAGCUGAGGAGAAGGCUGCAGCAGCAGAUGACGCAGAGGACAAAGCUGAUGAUGAGGAUGAGGAAGAGGAAGAAGACGACAAAGAAGCAGAGUAGUUGUGACACCCCAAGACUCACUUGCCAGGACUCCCUGUACCUCGUUUCUUGUACAAUGCAGAGAAUAUUUUUAUCUACUAUUUUCAUACGACAGUAAUGUUUUUAGGCACUCGAUUGCAGAAAUGCAUUUUUAAAAAUACUACAAAUUCCACUCAGUUUCAUGGCCUCUCGGUCAUCAUGUUGGUUUUUUUUUCCUUUUGUUUCUCUGGCUUCUUA